GUCACAUCUUUGCCUCCGAUUGUUACUUCCGAACCGCAAACAUGGUUGAUUUCACUGCAGUGGGAUUACUGCACUGUGCCAUCUUCAUAACAUGUUUGUGCAAAGCUUCUCCGCCUGUCUUGAGACGACCCGUAGAAUUCGGCAAGAGACAAAGAUCCCGUGAUGAAAGAGCAGACGACCCGACCGAGAAUGGACGGCAGAAGCGCUUCCUGCCCAUCCCAAGGCCACAGUGUGAAGGCAAGAAUGUACAGAUCACCAAGGCCCAGAACAUCUCAAUGGCGCGGGUGGACAUGCUCCGUGAACAGAUGGAGUUACAGGGCCUGGGGGCUUACAUGGUCACCAACAAGGACGCACACAGCGACGAACAACUACGACCAUACGACAGACGAGCCAACUAUCUCUCUGGUUACAGUAGUGAGGAAAGUGUCCUUGUUAUUGUGACUAAAAUGUACAGCGUCUUCUUUGCAUACGGAAUCCCGAAUGCUGACCAACAGAUUCCAUGUAACUGGCAGAUCAGGCGACCCGGGUCGCUGAGUGUUGGAAGUUUCUUGAGUCGCAUUGGGGAAGGUGGCAAGGUUGGGUUCGACCCUCUGGCCCUCAGUUAUAACGAUAUUCAGGAAUACAGCAGCGUGCUACUGGAUGGGGGACUCAUUCCCGUCCCAGUGCAUGAGAACCUGGUGGAUGUUAUCAGGAAUGAAACAGACCCCGAACCAAGGACACCACUGUUGGUUCAUGACAUUAAGUAUGCAGGUCGGACUUGGCAGUCAAAGGUAAAGCAAGUGCGAAAGGAGAUGAAGUUAAGAAGUGAUGUGAGUGCAGUUGUUCUGAACACACUUGAUGAUAUUGCAUGGUUGUUCAACCUUCGAGGCUACGACUAUGAAUACAGCCCAACAUUCCUAUCGUUUGCCAUCAUUGAACUGGAAAGAAUAAGACUUUACAUCAAAAACCGGGUAUACAAGCUGACAGACGAUGUUGUCAAACAUCUGAACCUGAGCGAUGACGGAAAAUGUAAAGACCCAAAGUCAACAUACUGCGUCUCGGUUGAGGAGUACGGAACAUUCCUGGAAGAUGUCAAGAGGCUCUCCACUGACCCCGAGGUGCAGUUCGUGUGGAUAGACGCCGUCAAUAAUGCGGGCAUCAUGCUGGCCAUUGGCGAGCAAAAGGUCCAUGAGGAGUUGAAUCCUGUGUCAUUUAUGAAAUGUGUGAAGAACGAAGUGGAGCAGGCCGGUAUGAAAAAAGCCUACUUGAGGGACGCAGUGGCGUUCGUUGACUUCAUGUCUCGGUUGGAGAGGGAAGUCAAAUCUGGCAUUACGUGGACGGAGAUGACGGCAGCCAAAGAAUUACUGAAAUACAGAAGACGUCUUCCACUGAAUAUGGGUGCGUCCUUCGAGACAGUGUCGGCCGUGGGAGAGCAUGCAGCCAUCAUUCAUUACCAGGUUAAUAAUGACUCUGACAAACCUAUCACCACUGAAGAAGUGUACUUGGUGGACUCGGGCGGCCAGUAUCUGGAUGGCACUAUUGAUGUCACUCGGACCCUCCACUUCGGGACACCAAGCGAUAUUGAGAUUGACACAUAUACAAGGAUUCUCAUGGGUUCCAUUGACGUAGCAUCAACGAUAUUCAUUCCAGGGACCUACGGACGAGAACUCGCUUUCGUUGCUCGACGAUACCUGUGGGAGGGAGGUUAUGAUUUCUGGCACGGGGUUGGUCACGGUAUAGGUCACUUUCUCCAUAUUCACGAAGGGCCGGUCAAUUUAGAUAUAAGCCUAACUGAUUUUAUCAACACAAGAUUUUUUGAAGAAGGAAUUUUCCAAACUAUCGAACCGGGAUACUACAGGCUGGGGAAGUUUGGUAUCCGACUUGAGUCAGUGGUUAUGGUCACUCAAGCAGUCAAUCAGACGCUUGCAGAUCGCGACUACACCACCCACACCCAACAGUUCUACAGAUUCGAGACAAUAUCAUUCAUUCCUUUUGAGCCAAAAAUGAUCAACUUUAAAAUGUUAAGUCCACAACAGAUCACAUGGCUAAAUGAGUACAACCGCCAGUGUAGGUUUAGAAUUGGCACAGUGCUCUGGAACCAGGGGAAAAAACUGGCAUAUGAUUGGUUAAUGACGAAGACGGAACCAAUACUAGAGGAACGGAACUGUCAAUCGUCGGCUGCAAGUGUCUUCACAAGAAUAUUUGAAUUGUGUUUCAUAUUAACCUGGAGUUUAUUAGCUGUCUUGUAGUACACAUAUUUUAAAUAAAGGCGUUUUAUAUAUGGUGUAUCAUGUCAUUGUCCUUACACACAUAGGAUUGCUGCCCGAAUCAUAGGUGCUUUCAGGAUGAACGAAUCUAACACUGAUCCGAGAUUAGAGCUAGCAGACCUGCAUAAACAUGUACAUAUGGGCCUACUAUAAUAUCAUCUCCACUUUCACCGGCAAUAGAAAAAUUAGAUGUAAACAUCUCUCCCUUUGACGUUCAGAUAGUACUGUAGUGUAGGCCUACUACUGUACAUGCAAAUGUGAAAUGAAAUAUAAGUGAACAUACAUUUACGUUAGUGCAAUAAAAGACAGAUUAAACUAACUACAGUUUUUCGUUCUAUAUCUUCUCUUCAAAAAUAAGAAAUUGAGACAUAGGAAGGUAAUUAAAUCAAGAAAGUUCAAUGAAAUUGAGUGAACGCAAUAAAAGACAGAAUGUCUCAACGACGACCACAACGUCAGAGGCGCAAGCCAUCGUCUGCUACCCGAGGAAGGGCACCUCCAAUUUCGAUGAUACCUUUUAUCCGUAUAGGGCGGAUUUAAUGUGCUUGUGAAUUGACAAGCGGGUAUAAGAGGAAGCACAAGAUGUCAGGAUCAAAAUUAUGUAUCAUAAGCCUAGAGGUUCUGUCCAUUGUCGGAGAAAUAUGUGUUUGAAGCAGUCGACUAAAUCUGAAGCAGUGAUGAAGGGUGCACCCCUGUCGUCCACUGUCUCACCCGUCGUUCAACUUAAAGACCUCUACUGUUAUAAUUCCUUCGAAACCCGAGUUAAAAUGGUUUCCUAGUGAUGCUAUAGAUAAAUAUUGACAGAUUUAAGUCAAUAAUUCCUACUUAUUUUGGUGUUUUUGUGGUGUAUAUUACUUUUAUUAGGCCACAGCUCAUGCCCGGCCUCCUGUCCGAGAAUAGGGGAGGCCUACUUUCGUUUUAAGUCAUUUUGAGAAAUCCGACAAUUGCAUUGGGUGUGGCAUCUCCGACUUGUCCUCAUUCGUUUCAGAUUGUGAUGAGGGGCAAUUGGUUUCACGAGCUGUUUGCAGGGUUUUAUCCCCUCUGUUCGA
This is a messenger RNA of Lineus longissimus, 3292 nucleotides long. Its product is annotated as xaa-Pro aminopeptidase 1-like. The record is from RefSeq and is a predicted model, not a curated record. Gene Ontology annotation, molecular function: metalloaminopeptidase activity. NCBI's taxonomy places the organism in Eukaryota, Metazoa, Nemertea, Pilidiophora, Heteronemertea, Lineidae. The coding region runs from base 42 to 2228 and encodes 728 amino acids. The transcript has 20 exons.